UUGGGGGACCGUGGGUGAACAAGUGGUUGGGCAAAAGGUGCAACACUCCAGCACGAGCUGAACGGACCAAUGCCCUACGUUGAGAGAUUGGAAAUAACUAUAUAAGGCCGAAUUGGUGGUCAACAUGCCUUCCCCCCCCUCCUCGCUCCCCAGGAACCCAUGAUGGCGACGCCCCCUAAACGGCGGGCUUUGGAGGCCCCGGCGGAGAAAGUACUGCGUUAUGAGGCCUUUAUCAGUGACGUACUGCAUCGGGACUUGCGAAAGGUGCUGGACCAUCGAGACAAGGUAUAUGAGCAGCUGGCCACAUACCUCCAACUGAGAAAUGUCAUUGAGCGACUCCAGGAAGCUAAGCACCCGGAGUUAUAUAUGCAGGUGGAUUUGGGCUGUAACUUCUUCGUUGACACAGUGGUCCCAGAUUCCUCACGCAUCUAUGUGGCCCUGGGAUACGGUUUUUUCCUGGAGUUGACACUGGAAGAAGCUCUCAAGUUCAUUGAUCGUAAGAGUUCUCUCCUCACAGAGCUCAGUGACAGUCUCACCAAGGACUCCAUGAAUAUCAAGGCUCAUAUCCACAUGUUGUUAGAGGGACUUAGAGAACUGCAAGGCCUGCAGAAUUUCCCAGAACAACCUCACCAUUGACUUUGUCCCAUCCUCUGGUAUUAAAAACCUGAAUGCCUUGGA
Messenger RNA from Jaculus jaculus (lesser Egyptian jerboa), 678 nucleotides. It is a transcript of the gene Uxt, whose product is annotated as ubiquitously expressed prefoldin like chaperone. The coding region runs from base 160 to 636 and encodes 158 amino acids. The record is from RefSeq and is a predicted model, not a curated record. NCBI's taxonomy places the organism in Eukaryota, Metazoa, Chordata, Mammalia, Rodentia, Dipodidae. The transcript has 6 exons. Gene Ontology annotation, biological process: negative regulation of transcription by RNA polymerase II. Gene Ontology annotation, molecular function: transcription corepressor activity.